AUGGACAAGAUGCAUGCAAUCAGCGGUACUAGGGAGAACGCAGCCAUGUUGUUCUUGCUUCUUGUCAUCGCUACAUGUGCAGCAUCAGAUGCCCCUCCUUCUCGUCUGUGUAAUAAGGUAGCUGGAUGGCGAGUGUGUGUGCCUCUCAAUGGCAAGUUGGGACAGAUGGAAGUGUCGGGCACAUGUGUCGUGUGUGAGGUCCUGAAACAGGGUGUUGCUCCUGUCAGCCCGUUCCCUUUCCUUGCCGGGGCCCGACAUGUUGCAAUAAGAGGACACCCAUUCCACGUCCUGUCUGCAAACAGCCUGGCCCCGUUUGAGAAUUCUGUGGUCCUUAUGUUGACCUUGGUGGAUGCGAAGAUCACUGAUGUGAAGAACAACACCUUCGCUGGGUUCUCCAGUCUCCAAACACUGUCCCUAACUUCUAACAAGUUGACAAAUGUCAGACCGACAUGGUUCACUGGCUUGAAGAAUCUCAUGUCGCUAACUUUGUCAAACAACCGCAUCAAGCAGAUAGAGCCAGGGAGUUUCGCCAAACUAACCCGUCUAUUUAUCUUGGAUCUAGAGAACAAUUUGUUGCAGAUUGUAGACCCUGGAUGGCUCUUUGGGAUGAAAAGUAUCAUGGUCAUUAACCUGGGAUUGAAUAAAAUCAAAAGCAUUUCCCCGACGUCAUUCCAACACAUACAGCCGACCUGGAUAGAUCUGAGUGGUAAUGAUCUGUGGAGUUUGGAUGAAGAUGUGUUCAGAGGACAGUCUCGGCUGAGAAGUCUCCAUAUCAGCAGUGGUAUGCUGCCAUCUGCCCAUGAUGCUAGGCCAGAUGACAUGAUGUGGAGUCUAUAUCGGUUAGCCAAUGCCAUGACAUGGUCAGCAACAUUGGUUGUGGCGGUGCCCAGGUUCCUCUUCUGUGUCAGCCAGCAUGGGGUACCCACUGAACUCUCGUUCUGGUGGGUGUUUGACCCAUCCAACAAUAUGCUUUAUGACAUAGUGCCCAAAUCAUUCGCAUGCGACAUUUUGCAUCGUUCUCUGAGCACGAUCUCCAUCCAGACCCCUGUAGUUGUCCUGGCCACUGACGACUCUCUGACAGACAAACUGGAGACUAACACACUUGAACAGUGCAGGCAGGUGUGGGAAUACGAUGGAGGCAUCGCAAUGGGGCUAGUGAGAAGGUCAACCUUCCGACUGGUUUCCUUGUCUAAAGCGAACGCAACCUUUGAAGGUGUUGGCAUGUCGUUUGUCCAGACACAAGGCACGAACACAGUCACCACCACAGAGUCUGGGUACAGUCAAACCCACACAACCAUAACAAACACCAACCUGGACAAUGCAAGGAACAUCACCUGCAUUCUUCUUACCAAAGAUAAACACAAAACGUUGUUCGUCACCACUCCUCAGGACCAACACCAGACACACACAACAACCUACAGAACAGACACUGACCACUCUACCACCCUUACACACUACACUGAACAUACAGAGAGAGACUUCACAUCUUCAGAAAUGGUAGACAACUCUACACUGCAAGUGAGUUCUACUUCCACAUCUGGACCAGAGGAGCCUCCGGCAACAGAUCAUGUUCUUAUAACUGUUUUUGUUGCUGUUUCGGCAGUGGCCGGUCUGGUCUUGUCGCCCCUUGUGGUGUUGGUAAAGAAGUUGUGCUCCACAGGGACGUGCGAGGAUGAGAGGGACAGUGACGGUGCACAUGUUUGGACCGUCCCGCCUGGGGCUGCCUUCCCCGACUUGCUUAGGUCAGCUUCCCUCCCUGCAUGUUCAGGCAGGAUGGCGUCAGAUGACGUAGUUUCCUGUAGGUUAAUGCCCGCUGCCCUGCAUUCCGUCCAGCCUACUUACAGCCAAAUCCCUGAUGGCUUAGCUUGUGCUCAGAGGCCCCUGCCGAGUCUCCCGCACAACGACGUAAUCUCCGGUGUGGUCCGGUCAGCCUCCCUCCCUUCACGCACUCGCGGGCCAGGGGACGCCUCAGACGAUGCGGCAUCCUGUAGGUCAUUGCCGGCUGUUCUACAGUCUAUUGAACCCAUCUAUAGUGAGAUCCCCGAUCACAUGGCCACUGCGCAGCGCCCCCUGCCGCCUCUCCCGCGCACAUCUUGGGAGAUGUCAGAACAAGAAGCUGCUGCACAGUGCCCCCUGUUUGCCCCAGCACAUACCUACAGCGUGAUCUUAGAUGAUGAGAAGAGCGAUCUCAUGCCUUUCUCUGCUAAUCCUGCGGGUAUUUCCCUUCAUGUUGUCACAGAUAGUGGGCAAACUCGAUGGGCCUCCCUGGAUGUCACAACGAAUUCCAACAGACAUGGGUCUAGAAGAUCUAUGGUCACAUAUGGGUCAGCUGAACAGAACAAAGCCCAGUGUGAUAACAUUUAUAGAAAGGCCCUCCUCGAGUUCCAGGGUAUAAGAGCCCGCAGAAAUCUGAGGACGGGUUCAGUAUCCCAGGAUACAGACCAAAGUGUGAGGACGUACGCCAACGUCACAGAUGGGAUUCUAUCAAGAGGUCAGGAGGUCACGGAGGCUCACAUCGCCUUCCUCACAUCCCCUGGUGUCUCUGGGUCAUGGAAGUUCUCAGGGGACGUUCCCCGAAUCACACUACCUAACACCUACUGGCCGUGGGAGAUCCCAGGUGAGGGAACCCGUAACACACGAAGGCGUGCGUCCCUCCCCACCGUCACACUACCUAACACCUACUGGCCGUGGGAGAUCCCAGGUGAGGGAACACGUAACACGCGAAGGCGUGCGUCCCUCCCCACCGUCACACUACCUAACACCUACUGGCCGUGGGAGAUCCCAGGGGAGGGAACACGUAACACACCACGGUGUGCGUCCCUCCCCGCCGUCACACUACCUAACAUCCCAGGGACGGAGACGUGUAACACACCAUAG
Molecule: messenger RNA, 2877 nt
Organism: Branchiostoma belcheri (Belcher's lancelet)
Lineage: Eukaryota; Metazoa; Chordata; Leptocardii; Amphioxiformes; Branchiostomatidae
Exons: 1
Coding region: 1-2877 (958 amino acids)
Cellular component (GO): plasma membrane
Molecular function (GO): protein binding
Source: RefSeq, a predicted model, not a curated record